Molecule: messenger RNA, 1011 nt
Organism: Carcharodon carcharias (great white shark)
Lineage: Eukaryota; Metazoa; Chordata; Chondrichthyes; Lamniformes; Lamnidae
Product: pituitary homeobox 3-like
Exons: 4
Coding region: 1-1011 (336 amino acids)
Biological process (GO): anatomical structure morphogenesis; regulation of transcription by RNA polymerase II
Cellular component (GO): nucleus
Molecular function (GO): DNA-binding transcription factor activity, RNA polymerase II-specific; RNA polymerase II cis-regulatory region sequence-specific DNA binding
Source: RefSeq, a predicted model, not a curated record
AUGGCAGCGACUUCUCUGAAAUCAUUGCAAAACUCAACUGGGAAUAAUAGUUCUUUCGGGAUCAGGCACUUAGCCGGGACGCCGAACAGUGAGAGUGGAGGAUUUGGAACUAUAUACACAAGAAGAGAAAAAAUAAAACUGUACAUUAUCCUUUCUCCAAGUCGAAAUAAACCCGGGAGGCGGCCGGAAGCUUUUGAUAUGGCGCAGCGAAGGGAGAACAUCAAUUUCUCAUUUCGUCUGUUGUGUUGCUCACCCCCGGCAGGAGAGAACGAGCAGCUCCGGCGAUGUAAGUCCGACGACUCGGGCUCGGAAGACAGUUCCGUCAAAAAGAAACAGCGGAGGCAGAGGACUCACUUCACCAGCCAGCAACUGCAGGAACUGGAGGCGACUUUCCAGAGGAACCGCUAUCCAGACAUGUCCACUCGGGAGGAAAUAGCGGUGUGGACAAACCUCACCGAGGCGAGGAUCAGGGUGUGGUUCAAAAACCGCAGAGCCAAGUGGAGGAAACGGGAACGCCACCAACAAGCAGAACUCUGCAAGGGGGGUUUUGGAGCGCCCUUUAAUGGGCUGGUGCAACCCUACGAGGAUGUGUACUCGGGGUAUUCGUACAACAAUUGGGCCACGAAAGGACUAGCCACCAACCCUAUCUCGGCCAAGAGCUUCUCUUUCUUCAAUUCCAUGAAUGUCAACACUCUGUCGUCGCAAGGCAUGUUUUCGACGCCCAGCUCACUCCCUUCCAUGACUAUGGUCCCUUCCGCUCUACCUGGCUCCAGUUUGAAUAAUUUGAACGGCAGCCUCGGCAGCCCUUCGCUGAACUCGGCGGUCGCUGCCACCCCCUGCCCCUACGGAACUAGCUCCAGUCCAUACGUGUACCGGGACAACUGCAACAGCAGCUUGGCCAGCCUGAGACUUCGAGCCAAGCAUCACUCUUCUACCUUCAGCUAUGGGCCCGUGCAGAACCCAGCUUCCAACCUCAGCCCCUGUCAAUAUGCGGUGGAUCGACCAGUAUAA